Molecule: messenger RNA, 1157 nt
Organism: Phycodurus eques (leafy seadragon)
Lineage: Eukaryota; Metazoa; Chordata; Actinopteri; Syngnathiformes; Syngnathidae
Product: ras-related protein O-RAL-like
Exons: 5
Coding region: 169-774 (201 amino acids)
Biological process (GO): Ras protein signal transduction
Cellular component (GO): plasma membrane
Molecular function (GO): GTP binding; GDP binding; GTPase activity
Source: RefSeq, a predicted model, not a curated record
GAGUCGUCUAUUCGCACUUCCCUCUUCGGCUGCUCGGUCACAACACAAGGUGGGGCACGAAAAGUCUGCUGCUAGUCUAACUUGCUACGCUGUAUGGCGGAUAACUUCGCAUACAAGUGAAACAAGUAGUAGCGGCCAGGGUCUGUGCAGGUGUAGCUUUGAGGCGUCAUGGCCUCGAGCAAAAUCAAGAGCCAGACGUCUCUGGCGCUCCACAAGGUGAUUAUGGUGGGCAGUGGCGGCGUGGGAAAAUCUGCCCUCACGCUGCAGUUCAUGUACGACGAGUUUGUGGAAGAUUAUGAGCCCACCAAGGCCGACAGCUACAGGAAGAAGGUGGUCUUAGAUGGAGAGGACGUUCAGAUCGACAUCCUGGACACGGCGGGGCAGGAGGACUAUGCCGCAAUCAGAGACAACUACUUCCGCAGCGGAGAGGGCUUCCUGCUCGUCUUUUCCAUCACAGAACAGGAAUCCUUCGCAGCCACGUCAGAGUUCAGGGAGCAGAUUUUGCGUGUGAAAGAAGAGGACGCCAUUCCCAUGCUGCUUGUGGGAAACAAAUCGGACUUGGAGGAGCGGCGAAAAGUUUCUGUUGACGAGGCGGCAGCAAAAGUCAACGAGUGGGGCGUUCAGUAUGUGGAGACUUCAGCCAAGACCAGAGCCAAUGUGGAUAAGGUGUUCUUUGACCUUAUGCGUGAGGUACGCAAGAAGAAAAUGGCUGAGAGCAAAGACAAAAAUGGGCCAAGCGGAAAGAAGAAAAAAAAGCGCUGCUGCAUACUUUAACAUGCCAAAGAACAUGCUGAGAACACAAAUGCUGCAGAUAUCUGACAGUCACCUAGCCAACACCUUUUCAUCAGGACCAACAAUUCAACCUGAAAUCAUGUCACAGGAAGUCGCUUGAACUGGCCUGUUCCUCAACUACAACACAGGUCACAGUUGUGGUUAUUAGCAUUACCUGUGUGUGUGUGGACCUUUGCUUGCUUCUGUGUUCUCUUCAGUUUCACAUCACACUUUUGAUUAUGAACAACUUUCACACUCUUCCCACGCUUAAGUCUUUACCCUGUUAACAGUACAAAGAUCACGUCUAAAUCAAUCCGUGUGUUCACUACAGACAUUACAUGAGAAAAACAUUAUUGAUAAUAAAAUAACCUCACUUGUGUUUUGUA